Alternaria atra is the source of this 2346-nucleotide messenger RNA. RefSeq lists its product as uncharacterized. Lineage: Eukaryota; Fungi; Ascomycota; Dothideomycetes; Pleosporales; Pleosporaceae. The record is from RefSeq and is a predicted model, not a curated record. The transcript is spliced from 2 exons. Gene Ontology annotation, cellular component: cytoplasm. Bases 1 to 2346 code for a protein of 781 amino acids.
AUGAGUCGACUCAAACUCUAUGUCGCGGGCUCGGCCGUCAUGGCCAACAUCGUACUGAUGCGCGCAUACUACGAGCGCCCAAACUUCUACUCGGCCGCCGUCUACAUCUCCCAGAGCACCGGUUCUCUCAUGUUCCUGGUCAACCUAAUGCUCAUAGUCGCUGCGAGCUUCGGAUAUGGACUCCAACGACUCUUCUAUGGUCCUCUCCGCCCCAUCGAGACCGAGCAGCUAUACGAUAAGGCUUGGUUUGCUGUGAGCGAGACAUUACUAGCAAUGACCAUCUUCAGAGAUGAUAUUGGCAUGUGGUUCUUCGCCAUGUUCCUCUGCCUGCUCGCAGGCAAGGUCUGGCAGUGGAUCGGGGAGGGGAGAGUGGAGUUUCUCGAGCAACAGCCGCCUGCGAAUCCAAAGCUCUUCCACACACGCCUGAUGAGCUCUUUGUUACUUUCUGUUGCCUUCGACAUAUUCAUGAUGCAAUAUUGCAUCGAUUCGAUCCUCUCAGAGGCGCGGCCUGGUGUCAUGGUCAUGUUUGGCUUCGAAUACGUCCUCCUAGCGACCGCAUCAAUAUCGACCCUACUACGAUACACACUCUCGCUCGUCGAAAUGUUCAUCACACAGCGCCAGGAGAAGGCACGAGAGGAGGCUCGCAGAAUCGCAAGGGAACACGCACGUCAACAGGCUACUAUCAAUGGAGCCGAAGCGCCCACCGAGAUAGAGGACGAUGAAGAUGAAGGCGACGUGCCGGGAUGGGAGGAAAAGGGCCGCUGGGUGUUUUACUUGGACCUCGCGACAGACUUCGUCAAGACUCUUGUCUACCUGGGCUUCUUCGUCAUCCUCAUGACAUUCUACGGCAUACCGAUUCACAUCAUGCGAGACCUAUUCAUGACGAUCCGAUCUCUCCUCAAGCGAAUCAACGACUUUAUCCAAUACCGAAACGCGACCCGCGACAUGAACACCCGCUAUCCAGACGCAACAGCGGAAGAACUCGAACGAGAGAACACAUGCAUCGUUUGUCGCGAAGAAAUGCGGCCAUGGACACAACCAGGUGCAGAUGGCGCGCAGCCCGGUCGAAGGAUGGACGAGCGACAACGGCCGAAAAAGCUUCCAUGCGGGCACAUCCUGCAUUUUGGCUGUCUUCGUAGUUGGCUUGAGAGACAACAAGUGUGUCCCACGUGCCGAAGACCAGUACUCGCAUCGGCGACGACACAAAACACACAACGCAACAACCAAGCCAAUCCUGUGGAGCAAAACCAGCAGAACCGAGAGGCGCUACGAGCAAUGUUUGGAGGAAAUGCACAGCAGGGUGCUGCCGGAGGGCAACAAGGCCAGGAUCAAGGCCAGGGCCAACAGGCAGCACAGCAAGGUGCACAAGCAAAUCCCCCAGCAGGCAACAUGCGCGUCUUCAACUUCGGGCCCUUUAGGAUAGCUCUCGGGAAUAUUCGUGUACCACCAGGCCAACAGGACAACGUCGCUGUGCAGAAUGCGAUCCAGCGACUGCGUCAACAAGCCGCUGCGAACAACGUGGCGCAGAACCAAGACCAGCAAAACCAAGCACAGAGCCAGAUAGCCUUCACGCAAGGCGUUACUCCCAACUUUCCCACCGGCCCCAUGCCCGGAGCUGUCGCGCUUCAUCCGUCAGACAUUCAGUCGGACAUACUACGUAUACAACAGAACAUCAUUGAAUCGAUGCGACAUUUGAACGCGCAACAUGAGCAACUCGAGAUUGUCCACAGGCUUCUUGCUGAGCUCAACCGGCUUCAGCAAGCCUCUGGCGUAACAGCUGCAACAGGGCAAGAGUUACCACCUAUUGUCCCCUUGAAUCCACCCAGUAUGAACUCAUUCAUGCCACAGGCCUACUUCUCUAGAGGUUCCGUCUUGCGUCAGGGUGAUCCUGGUAUACCUGAAGGACUGACGCUACCGGAAGGGUGGACAUUGAGGCCGAUGGCACUAGCGCCACGGACUGGCCAAGAAAGCGCGACACGUCCGUCCUCGCAACCUGGACAUCUGGCGCAAGAAGGCAGCCCGGCCCAACCACAAUCACAAUCGUCGCAGCCAGUAGCGGAACCUGCAGCAGGACCUUCAACAUCUCCUGCUCUGACUCAGCAAAAUCAGCCAACUCCGUCAGCGACGAACACGACUGCUUCCGAUCAGCCUUCGAAUUCGUCGCCAAAGCCUCCCGAGCCUAGUAGUCUUGAGAGUAGUCUUGAGUCAAGCUGGAGCUUUGGCAACGUAGGGGAGAGGGCCGAGACUGAGGGUUCAAGCUCUGCAGUCGCUGGCAAUAACUCAGAGAGCCAGAGCGCGACGAGGCGGACGGUCACCAUAGAAGAUGUCGAAGACAGUGAACAGUAG